Triticum aestivum (bread wheat) is the source of this 1141-nucleotide messenger RNA. RefSeq names its product non-classical arabinogalactan protein 31. The record is from RefSeq and is a predicted model, not a curated record. Bases 339 to 845 code for a protein of 168 amino acids. NCBI's taxonomy places the organism in Eukaryota, Viridiplantae, Streptophyta, Magnoliopsida, Poales, Poaceae. Gene Ontology annotation, cellular component: cell periphery. The transcript has 2 exons.
GACAGCGCUUUGAAAUUGUAAGUAGCUCGCUUGAGAUGCACUCCAACAAGGCUGCAAGCCACAUGCGAGUGCACCAUGCAUGUUUCCCCGACGAAUUAAUUAACCUCGUAUAACUUGGCCCAUAUAAUAAACAACAACGACCGAUUAUCUCCGCUAAUUAAUCCAUCGCGUACACAGAAACCACGAACCAUCUUAAUCAAGUACACUAGCUAGUAGUAUCAUGCAGUUGCUCAGCUAGCUAUAAAUUUGCAACCUCUAGCUUGUUGUCUAUCAUUCGUAGCUAGUUGAUCUUACAACAUAGGAACCUUUUCUAGCUAGCUAGCAGAAAAAAGACCACCAUGGCGGUGCCAGCCAAGUGCCUCCUUCUGUUCUCCCUCUCCGCGGCGCUCCUCUCUCUGCUUGGCACCGGCGCCUCCGCCAUGGGCCUGCCCCAGCCUCAUGUGCCGGUGAACUUCACCAUCGGCGUGCAGGGCAUGGUCUGGUGCAAGACCUGCAGGUACAUCGGCUACAACGCAAACAUGGACGCCUCCCCGCUCAAAGGCGUGGAGGUGUACCUGCAGUGCCGGCACGGCCCGCGGCGGCUGAAGAAGUUACCAGGGACAUCGGGGCAGGGCGGCUACUUCGUCAUCCAGUCGGCGCACAUGGCGUCCUUCACCAACGACGAGUGCAAGGUGUACGUGGAGAGCUCGGCCUCCACCGCGUGCGGCCUCGUCGACGAACCCGCCGCCGGCGAGGGGCUGCCACUCAAGUUCGACUCAUUCGUCAAGCACGGCGACGGCCUGCAGGCGCUCUACUCCGUCGGCAACAUCUUCUUCCGCCCCAGCAACCCCAACAAGUGCUACUGACGCAUCCAUCCGUCAUGUACGUACUUGUGGGACUUGAAUAAAUGGGUCAGGAACUCAGGAUGAACUAGCUGUUGGAGUAGCUGGGGAUAUAUAUAUCCGGUGCUGUACUGUUGAUUUAAGUUUUUUCUGUUGUUGCAGUGGUUUUAUAAGCUUCUUUUAAUUAGCAACCGCAUGAUCGAAAUAACUCUUAAUAUGAUUAGGGCAGUGUAUGUCAUGUCAUGUGAUGACUAACCGAUGUUCUACAAGGCUCUCUGUAUAACUAGUACUCCUACUUCGUAAGUUCAUUCAAGUCGGAU